Molecule: messenger RNA, 1278 nt
Organism: Gossypium raimondii (Peruvian cotton)
Lineage: Eukaryota; Viridiplantae; Streptophyta; Magnoliopsida; Malvales; Malvaceae
Product: gibberellin 2-beta-dioxygenase
Exons: 3
Coding region: 205-1188 (327 amino acids)
Biological process (GO): gibberellin catabolic process; response to light stimulus
Source: RefSeq, a predicted model, not a curated record
CGUGAUCCCUUUUAAUCAUUUGAAACAUUGAAAACUUUUGCAGAAGGGAAUUGGAUUACCAUGCAUGUUUUAAUUGGUUGAUACCAAGUGACAGAAUGCAUUAGAAAUAGCAAUAGCAAAGUCUUUAGGCGUUGGUAUUUAAAUCCAUCAACCCUCAGGCCCCUACAAUCUCCCCUCUGCUUUCCUUUCUCUUUUCGAACCACCAUGGUUGUGUUGUCACAGCCACCAGCAUUAGAGCAUUGUUCCUUGAUCAAAACAUGCAAGCCUACAUGUGUUUUCACAGGGAUUCCGGUGAUUGACCUAAGGGACCCGGAAGCAAAGACCCUCAUAGUCAAGGCCUGUGAAGAGUAUGGCUUCUUCAAACUGAUCAAUCAUGGUGUUCCAAUGGAAUUCAUGACCAGAUUGGAAGCUGAAGCUCUUAGCUUCUUUAACCUCCCCCAGUCUGACAAGGACAAAGCUACCCCUUUUGGCUAUGGCAGCAACAAAAUUGGACCAAAUGGUGAUGUGGGAUGGAUUGAAUAUCUCCUUGUCAAUACCAAUCCUCAACUCACCUCCCUCAAAACUCUUUCAGAAAAUUUCUGCUAUGCAGUGAAUGACUAUAUCCUAGCAGUGAAGAGAUUGGCAUUUGAAGUAGUGGAAAUAAUGGCCGAUGGCCUGGAAAUUGAGCCAAGGAAUGUGUUGAGUAGGUUAUUAAGAGAUGAGAAGAGUGACUCGUGUUUCAGGCUAAACCACUAUCCACCAUGCCCACAGCUACAGGCAUUGAGUGGUAGAAAUUUAAUUGGGUUUGGGGAACAUACAGACCCACAGAUAAUUUCUAUCCUAAGAUCCAACAACACAUCAGGCCUGCAAAUAUGUCUGAGAGAUAGGACUUGGGUUUCAGUCCCUCCUGAUCAAACCUCCUUUUUCAUCAGUGUUGGUGAUGCCUUGCAGGUAAUGAGUAAUGGGAGGCUAAGAAGUGUAAGGCAUAGGGUGUUAACAGACUCAAUGAAAUCAAGGGUUUCAAUGAUCUAUUUUGGAGGGCCACCUAUGAGUGAAAAGAUAGUGGCUUUACCUUGUCUAAUGGCAAAGGGAGAAGAGAGCUUGUACAAGGAAUUCACAUGGUGGGAAUACAAAACUUGUGCAUACAAUUCAAGGUUGGGUGCUAAUAGGCUUGGGCUGUUUGAGAAAACUGCUAAUGCAAGCCUAUGAUGCUUGUGAAAGCUCCUCCCCCCUAGUUUGGAUAAUACUUUGGAUUUUGUUGCCAUAGAUUUUUUCUUUUACUGAUAAUACUAUUGGGUU